Molecule: messenger RNA, 1370 nt
Organism: Scophthalmus maximus (turbot)
Lineage: Eukaryota; Metazoa; Chordata; Actinopteri; Pleuronectiformes; Scophthalmidae
Gene: hspb1
Product: heat shock protein, alpha-crystallin-related, 1
Exons: 3
Coding region: 123-734 (203 amino acids)
Biological process (GO): protein refolding; response to heat
Molecular function (GO): protein folding chaperone
Source: RefSeq, a predicted model, not a curated record
ACCCUCAGCUGAGAGGCAGACGGCACAUUGGAAGAACAUUUCCAGCCAGGCGAAAGGGUUCUCAGUCUGCAGCCAGCAGCUCUCCGUUACGACAGCACUCAUCUGCCGCCUAAACAGCAACCAUGGCCGAGAGAAGUAUUCCCUUCACCCUGCUUCGCACCCCGAGCUGGGACCCAUUCCGCGACUGGCACCAGAACAGCCGCUUGUUCGACCAGUCCUUCGGCUUGCCGGCCCUGCCACAAGACUUUGCCACAUUCCCAAGCACCCAUUGGCCGGGAUACCUGCGGCCCUCCAUGCUGGCCCCGGACAUGAGCGGCAUGAUGCCCCACGCCCCCAUGGUGUACCCUGGCGCCAUGAUGGCCCAGCAGGCCCACGCCCUGUCCCGCCAGUUGAGCACCGGCAUGUCGGAGAUCAAGCAGACCCAGGACAACUGGAAGGUGUCCCUGGAUGUCAACCACUUCUCGCCCGAGGAGCUGGUGGUGAAAACCAAGGAUGGAGUGGUGGAAAUCACGGGCAAGCACGAGGAGAGGAAGGAUGAGCACGGCUUUGUGUCCAGAACCUUCACCAGGAAAUACACCCUCCCCUCUGCAGCUAACGUUGAGAAGGUGACCUCCUCCCUGUCUCCUGAGGGCUUUCUCACCAUCGAGGCUCCUCUGAUCAGGCCGGCCAUCCAGUCCUCAGAGGUCACCAUACCCGUCACCGCCGACAACAAAGGUGGCGUGGUGAAGAAGUAGGAAGAAAAGCAGCACAGAGCCUCCUCCCCUCCCCCCAACACACACACACACACACACACACACACACACACACACACACAUUCAAAUAAUCUUCUCUUUCUUUUCCUUACAAAGUGCCUUCAGAAAGGUGAGGAAGCCGCGUAUUGCUCUACCUACAGCAGUUCGCACACCAGAGACAGAGGAGCCAGGGCAAUCCCUCGCUCUUCUGUCUCCCACCUCUCCUUCUCUGAUAAUGAGCCAACCCCAGCUGAGUGCACUGUGUAAACACAUCUGCUCCGCGGCCAUAUGCCUUCUCUUCCUGCUGUAAUUACACUCCGCUGCUGAACGUAGGAAAUCUCAGUUUAGCCCCACUCACGGUUUGCCUUCGUUCUCUCCCUCACACACACACACACACACACACACACACACACACACCUUUCUCGUUUCUGUUGAGCAAAUCCCCGUCAUGCUGCCUCUACCGACAGACUAAAGACCACAGCGGAGUGGACGGUAAUAGCAGGGAUCUGGUGAAUUAAGGAGCCAAGGUCCCAGGAGAUCGAUCACAGACUGGAAGUAGACUGGUUUCAGCUACCGUUGCCUUUGGAAACUUAGCUAUUCAGUCAUGCAAACAAAGAAUAAAGAAAAAAACAGAACACA